This is a messenger RNA of Danio rerio (zebrafish), 1317 nucleotides long. NCBI's taxonomy places the organism in Eukaryota, Metazoa, Chordata, Actinopteri, Cypriniformes, Danionidae. The record is from RefSeq and is a predicted model, not a curated record.
UUAUCUUAAGUCCCUCCCCACUGACAUUGGAGCCGUCGACGAGGAAGACAGUAGGGUGAUUAGUGUUUUCGGUUGUUCUCCCUCUGAGCACAUUCAGCAAGCCAUGGACGAUUUCGAUAUGCUCAGUGCCCCUCAAGGAAGCGCAGGGAACGGUGUCGGGGCAGACGAGGACCCGGCGGCGGCAUUUCUGGCCCAGCAAGAGAGCGAGAUCGCUGGCAUCGAGAAUGACGAGGGCUUCAGCAUCCUGGACAGCGGAGAUGUGCCUUCGUCCCUGAGCCAAGACCAGGACGGUGGAGCAAUGAAUGGAGAUCUGCAUGGGGAGAGUAAUGGCCCUUCAGAUGUGUACGCGGCCAUCUCCAGUGUGGAUCGGUUGCAGGCUGAGCCGGAGAGCUUGAGGAAGUGGAGAGAGGAGCAGCGAGAUAGGCUGGAGGAGCUCGAUGCGAACUCGCGUAAACAGGAGGCCGAGUGGAAAGAGAAGGCAAAGCUGGAGCUGGAGGAAUGGCACACCAGGCAGAACGAGCAGCUGGAGAAAACCAAAGUCAACAACAGGGUGCUGGAUGAGGAUUUCUACAAACAACCCUUCGCUGAUCUGAUUGGUUAUGUGGCGGCUGAGGAAGCCAUGGUGUCGGAGCUGGAUGAAAACAGUCCUGGCACAGAAUGGGAACGUGUGGCGCGUCUUUGCGAUUUCAACCCUAAAUCCAGCAAGCAGGCAAAGGAUGUGUCCCGCAUGCGUUCAGUGCUCAUCUCUCUUAAACAGGCUCCGCUCGUCCGCUAAACAGCUUCAAAGUAAACGAAAAUCCAACAAUCCCAGCAACCAUUGGGUUUCACAACAUCGAUUUCCUUUGUGGCCCUAUCCCAAUGGCUUUGAGCUCCAUAUAUGAAUAAUCUAUAUUAUAUUAUAUGUAUGUGUAAUAUGAUAUAGUUAUGUCUAUAAAUAUUUCAUCUAUAAAUAUAUACAUGCAUACAUAAAUAUAUAUAACAAUGUUUUUAUUUUUGGUGUCUAUUUUAUGGACCAAACUCCAUGUUCCACCUAUUUUUCCCCUCGCCGUGUAGAGCCAGCGUGUGGCAUUGUGACACUAUCGAUCUAUGCAUUUCCCUCGUGAAUCUGUUGGGGAAUCCAGUACUGACGUCUUGUGUAUGUUGUAUACAGAUGGUGUGCGUGUGUGUGACUGUACAUAAAGACUGGUCUUCUACACUUCAUUGUGAGAUUAUGGCACAAGUUGUUGUUGUUGUUGUUAAACAGAGCUGUACCCCGGUAAACGUUAACUCAUGUUGUCCAUUCUGUUUCAGUUUGAUUAAACACAUUUGAAAUGGUAA